UCUGUAGGGUCAUAUGACAAGUAGAAUUAGUAGCCUUAGUGCUUGUGUUCUCUUCAGGCGACGCUUUUUUUUUAACUGCAUCUAAACAAUGGCAACGUUAGUCGCAACUCGUCCGGACCUCAACGGGCCAGAAGCUGCAGCCAGACAGCACGCACAAGCCGUGACAAGAAACUACAUUUCACAGCCCCGUUUGACUUACUCCACUGUGUCGGGGGUCAAUGGGCCGCUGGUCAUCUUGGACAACGUCAAAUUCCCUCGCUUUGCUGAGAUCGUCCACCUCACUCUGCCCGAUGGCACUAAGCGCAGUGGUCAGGUGCUGGAGGUGAUGGGCAGCAAGGCUGUUGUUCAGGUGUUCGAAGGGACCUCGGGGAUCGAUGCAAAGAAGACCGCAUGCGAGUUCACGGGUGACAUCCUACGCACGCCUGUAUCUGAGGACAUGCUGGGACGCGUAUUCAACGGCUCAGGGAAACCCAUCGACCGCGGCCCAGUGGUUCUUGCUGAGGACUACCUGGACAUCAUGGGCCAACCCAUCAACCCUCAGUGCCGUAUCUAUCCAGAAGAGAUGAUCCAGACAGGCAUCUCUGCUAUCGAUGGCAUGAACAGCAUCGCCAGAGGACAGAAGAUCCCCAUCUUUUCUGCUGCUGGUCUUCCUCAUAAUGAGAUUGCUGCUCAGAUCUGUCGCCAGGCUGGUUUGGUGCAGAAGUCAAAAGAUGUGAUGGAUUACAGCGCGGAAAACUUCGCCAUCGUCUUUGCUGCUAUGGGUGUCAACAUGGAGACGGCCCGUUUUUUCAAGUCGGAUUUUGAGGAGAACGGAUCCAUGGACAAUGUCUGCUUGUUCCUGAAUCUGGCCAACGACCCGACGAUUGAGCGCAUCAUCACCCCGAGACUGGCUCUGACCUCAGCUGAGUAUCUGGCCUAUCAGUGUGAGAAGCACGUGCUGGUCAUCCUGACAGACAUGAGCUCCUACGCUGAGGCUCUGAGAGAGGUGUCUGCUGCUCGUGAGGAGGUGCCAGGCCGUCGCGGUUUCCCUGGUUACAUGUACACCGAUCUGGCUACGAUCUACGAGCGAGCCGGCAGAGUGGAAGGCAGAAACGGAUCAAUCACACAGAUCCCCAUCCUCACCAUGCCUAAUGAUGAUAUCACUCAUCCCAUCCCUGAUCUGACUGGAUACAUUACAGAGGGUCAGGUCUAUGUGGACCGGCAGCUGCACAACAGACAGAUCUAUCCCCCGAUCAACGUGCUGCCAUCCUUGUCUCGUCUGAUGAAGUCUGCCAUCGGAGAAGGCAUGACCCGCAAAGACCACUCGGACGUCUCUAACCAACUGUACGCAUGCUAUGCUAUCGGUAAGGACGUGCAGGCGAUGAAGGCUGUGGUAGGAGAAGAAGCUUUGACCUCAGAUGAUCUGCUCUAUUUGGAGUUCCUACAGAAGUUCGAGAAGAACUUCAUCGCCCAAGGCCCUUACGACAACCGCACAGUGUUUGAGACUCUGGAUAUCGGCUGGCAGCUGUUACGUAUUUUCCCCAAAGAGAUGCUGAAGCGAAUCCCGCAGAGUACGCUGGCCGAGUUUUACCCAAGAGAGUCGGCCGCACGUCAGGGCACCUCCUAACCCCGAAUGACAAAAGUCAUGUGACCUUUUUACCUCCAGAAUCUGUGUGUUCUUCUAUCCUGAGUUCAGAGUACAGUAAUGCUUUAAACAUAUGGGUCUGAUACAGCACUGUAGCAUACAGUAUUUUCUAUAUUAUACUCUAGACAUUCUCAUGACUAAAUAUGCAGGGACCUAAACACGGUCUUCACAUGGCCCUGUGUGUAAAGUGUUACUCGGUGCUUUCCACUCAGCGGCGUUUGUACGUUUGUGUGUAAUUGAUUACUACUGUAAUACGUUUCUGGUUUUAGUUUUUCCCGCAAAGAUGUAAGCAGCCCUUUAAAUCAGGUAAUACAAAUGCUGGACCUUAAUCUCAUUCUGUGUCUUUUCCUCCAACCUGAAGAAAAUAUCCUGAGCUGAAAGGGAACAGCAGUGUGUGUGUUCAGUGACUCCUUUACACCCAUCUCUUUGAUUUCAUCUCUUUUAAAAUGUGUGUUUAUUAACAUUCCAUGAUUCAAUACAUAUUCUUUAUUACAGCAAUAGAAAUGUGUCGAGACCGUUUCACAGAAGCUGCAGUUAUUUUUGCAUCUGUAUUUUUGCACCUGAUUCAUGAAAUCAGUCGAAUGUGUAAAAAAAACGUCUGAGACUGAUGACCACCUUGGACGACAAGAGUCAAGCACAGUUUUACGGCUUAUUCCUUUCCUUUCCAUUAGCUCAACAGUCAUUUUUGGUUUGUCAGCUGAAAAUGUUAUUUUUACCUUUAGGAUUAUGUGUUGCCAUCAUGUAAACAUUCCCCUUGUGUGUAAGUUGUUUGCAGAUGUUCUAUUUCUGUGUGGAUUAAAAAUGAAUUAAAUUAUAUUGUUCUCCAGA
Tachysurus vachellii is the source of this 2452-nucleotide messenger RNA. It is a transcript of the gene atp6v1b2a, whose product is annotated as ATPase, H+ transporting, lysosomal, V1 subunit B, member a. The coding region runs from base 89 to 1606 and encodes 505 amino acids. Gene Ontology annotation, biological process: ATP metabolic process; proton transmembrane transport. Gene Ontology annotation, cellular component: proton-transporting V-type ATPase, V1 domain. NCBI's taxonomy places the organism in Eukaryota, Metazoa, Chordata, Actinopteri, Siluriformes, Bagridae. Gene Ontology annotation, molecular function: ATP binding; proton-transporting ATPase activity, rotational mechanism. The record is from RefSeq and is a predicted model, not a curated record. The transcript has 14 exons.